Messenger RNA from Penicillium samsonianum, 867 nucleotides. RefSeq lists its product as uncharacterized. The record is from RefSeq and is a predicted model, not a curated record. NCBI's taxonomy places the organism in Eukaryota, Fungi, Ascomycota, Eurotiomycetes, Eurotiales, Aspergillaceae. The transcript is spliced from 2 exons. Gene Ontology annotation, cellular component: cytoplasm; nucleus. Bases 1 to 867 code for a protein of 288 amino acids.
AUGAGGUUUCUCUGUCUGCACGGCGCUGGAACUAGUGGUGCCAUUUUCCGCGCACAAACCGAGACGAGCACACCAGCCGCAUUUCGAGAGAAAUUGGACCCGGAAGAUCACACAUUUGACUUUAUCGAUGCCCCUCAUCCAUCCACGGCGGGCCCAGGUAUCGCCGCGUUCUUUCCCGGGCCCUAUUUCUCCUUUUGGCGCUCAACGGAUUUGGAAGAAGUUGGCCAGACGCACCAGUGGGUACUCAGACAUCUCCACAGCCAGGCCCAGCCAUACGAUGCACUACUCUGCUUUUCGCAAGGCUGUGCAGUUGCAGCCUCGCUGAUUUUCGCCCAUCAAAACGAGCAGCCUGAGGUUGAACUGCCGUUUCGCGCCGUCGUGUUCAUUUGCGGUGGGCCGCCCCUUCCCAUUCUUGCUGACUGGGGACUUCCUAUUCCGACAUCGGCCUGGGAAGUGAACGAACGGACGGGGCGAGAGCUCUGGGAGCAGGCAAAUGCGAAGCAGGGCCUGUUGGUUGCUCGUCGGGCAAAAAUCGAGCCAUCACCCGGUCGAAUGGCAACGUUUUUCCCGAAUGCCGAUGACCUGGAGAGCGAAGAUCCGUAUACACUGCCCGCUAUUGACCCGCGAGAUGUGUACGGACUCGACCUGACCCGGUUCCCUGAGAGCUGCCGGCUCCAUCUCCCCACCGUGCAUAUUUACGGGCGGCAAGAUCCUCGCUGUCCGAGCGCAAGGCAAUUGGCCUUAUUGUCCGAAGCCAAUCAACGGUUGGUCUUCGAUCAUGGCGGCGGGCACGAGAUCCCCCGAACGACGCGGGUGUCAGAAGCUAUUGCAGGGGCGGUGGAUUGGCUGGAGGAUUGUCUAGCUUGA